UCACAAAACAGCACAACGCCACAGCUAUCACAUCACCAUCAUCAAACAACUAGACAUAACACAGCACAAAGACACCACUACUUAAGACAACAUAUAUUAUCACCAUUAAGAAAGCAACACAACACUAUCAUCACACCUCCUUCAUCACACUGCAACCAGACAACACAAACACACCAUCACCAACCCUCUCUCAAAUCCUUCUUCCCAUCCCUUCCCAUCCACACAACACCAUGUUCCUCACCAUUACACCACUUUCAUCACACUACAACCACACAAAACACAACACAAAGUCACAAACACACCACCACCACACCACCAACCUUAUCUCAAGCCCUUCCUGCCCUCCCCUCCCAAGUAGCGAGACUCACAGGUGCCUUCUCUCGUCCCCAGGUGCGGCGGGUCAGAGCCAGGCGUUCCGCGAGAGGCCGGACAGCGUGCAGGUGCGGGCCGGCAGCGACGUGUUCCUGCGCUGCGCCGUGGACCACCAGCAGGGCAAGGCACAAUGGACCAAGGACGGCUUUGCUUUGGGUUUUGAGCGAAACGUGCCCGGCUACCCACGCUACCAAUACUCAGGAGAGGCGGCGCUGGGGGAGCAUCAUCUCAUCAUCAAGGGCAUAACGCUGGAGGACGACGGCGAGUACCAGUGCCAAGUCGGCCCCACCGCCAACGCCCUCCCCAUCUGGGCCGCCGCCAACGUCACCGUGAUGGUGCCGCCCGGGAGCAUACGAGUGGCCGGGCGGCGUGAGGGCGAGAUGGUGGUGGUGGCGGAGGGGGAAGACGUGCAGCUCGAGUGUGUGGUGGGCGACGCACGACCCGAGCCUUCCCUUGCCUGGUACCGCGACGGCCUGCGAGUAGACGAGAGUGAGUACACUUUGCAAACAGACGUGCGGAGGCCUUCCACACGUCGGCGGCUGGUCAGCGUGACGAGCAGACUGACGGUGAGGGCGACGCGAGAGGAUGACGGGACGCAAUACACGUGCCGCGCCUCCCACCCCGCCCUACAGCACCCCGCCCUGCCCCUCGCCGCCUCCCUCACCCUCUCCGUCCUGCACCCCCCGGACCCUCCUUCCAUCACCGGCUACAGAACGGGCGAGGUGCUGCGGGCGGGGGAGCGGCGCACCCUGACCUGCCGCGUGGUGGGGGGUAACCCGGGGCCCUGGGUCACGUGGUACUGGCACCAGGUAUUACCCAACAACACGCUACGCACGCAAGCCCGGAAGAGCGUGCACCUCAACGACAAGACGAGCGGUGACCUCAGGAGCCGCGGGGUUAGCGUAACGCAACAGGUGACGGCUUCGCGGACGGAUGACGGGGCGGUGUACGAGUGCCGCGUUACCAGCGAUCAACUCAGCCGCCCGCUCUCCGCUAACGUCACCCUUACCGUUCACUACGAGCCGGCGCAGGUCAGAGUGAGCGGCCCGACAGUGGUGACGGCGGGACAGCGGUUCACACUCACCUGCAUCACCUCGGCCGCCAACCCCCCCGCCAACCUCACCUGGAUUCUUGAUGGUGAGCAGGUGAACACGACGAAGAAUAUUGUGACGCGGGACGACGGGGGCGGCUGGGUCACGUCCUCGGAGCUGAGCAGCGAGGCGGGGCGGGCCAGCGGCGUGAGGAUGGUGCGGGCGCGGUGCGAGGCCCAACACCUGGAGGCCACGGACGUCAUCACCCACACGAGAAACAUCACCGUUAUGCGUCCCCCGGGGCAGCCAGUGGUGGAGCUGAAGGCCCAGAGGCAGGUGGUGGCCGGGAGCCUCGUGGAGUUCACCUGUAUCACCAAGGGAGGUCACCCGCCGCCGAAGGUCAGACUGUACAAGAACGACAAGGAGCUCCUGGGGCAAACGGCGGUACGAAGCGGCGUGACAGCGGUGACGGCCACGAUGACGGCGGCGGCGGAGGACAACGGCGCCAGACUCAAGUGUGAUGCUUCCAACGCCGCCCUGCCCGACCCCCUCACCGCCGUCACCACCCUCAACAUGCUCUUCCCCGCGUGGGAGGUGCGCGGCUGGGCCAACCCUCGCAGCGUGGAGGUGGGGAAAGUGAUCACCUUGACCUGCGAGUCCUCCUCUAGUAUCCCUGCCUCCACCAUCACCUGGCCCUCAGACGCCAACGCCAUCGCCGAGCCCUCUUCAAGAAAGUCUCCGGGAAGUUUCGGCGGCCAGAUCACCAGGUCUGAGAUGCGUGUCCGUGUUACCGCCGAGGACCAGGGCCGCGUCGUCACCUGCGAGGCUGACAACGGCCUGGGCGUCACCGUGGCCACCAACAUCACUCUGGACGUGCUGCGUGAGUGUGUCUAG
This is a messenger RNA of Eriocheir sinensis (Chinese mitten crab), 2297 nucleotides long. RefSeq names its product nephrin-like. Gene Ontology annotation, cellular component: cell-cell junction. Lineage: Eukaryota; Metazoa; Arthropoda; Malacostraca; Decapoda; Varunidae. The coding region runs from base 231 to 2297 and encodes 688 amino acids. The transcript is spliced from 11 exons. Gene Ontology annotation, molecular function: cell adhesion molecule binding. Gene Ontology annotation, biological process: cell-cell adhesion. The record is from RefSeq and is a predicted model, not a curated record.